AAGUGCUUAUAAACAAGAAAUUAAUGAACUCCCCGCUUUGGGGAAAAAAUAUUGAGAGAAAUGCCUCACUAGAUGGUGUUUCAUAUCAGAUGUGAUUUGUUACUCUAAUGCGUGCUAUUUCCUGGAAGUGUGUUUCGUAUUUCGUCAAUCGUGUUAGGAGUUAAAUUAAUACAAAAAUGAGUGAAAUUUCCGAAAAAAUUCGCUAUAUUUUGCAGUUUUACUACGAAAAAGGCAAAAACGCCGCGCAAGCUCGGAAAAAAAUUUGUGAUGUUUACGGUCGAGAUUCUUUAUCGAAUGCAACAGCAUGUAGAUGGUUUGGCCGCUUCCGUUCUGGAAAUUUGGAUGUCAAAGAUGCACCUCGGUCUGGUCGACCAAUCACUGGAAAAGUCGACGAAAUCUUACAAAAAAUCGAAGAAGACCGACACAUAAAUAGCCAUGACGUUGCUAGGGAAUUAAAUAUCGAUCAUAAAACAGUUUUAAACCAUUUACACAAGGCUGGAUACACAAAAAAACUCGAUGUUUGGCUGCCGCAUGAAUUGUCAAUGAAAAAUUUAAUUGAUCGUAUUUCUAUCAGCGAAUCGCUACUCAAACGCAAUGAAAUCGAUCCAUUUUUAGAGCGAUUAAUAACGGGCGAUCAAAAGUGGAUCACAUAUGACAAUAAGAAACGAAAGAGAUCAUGGUCUAAGAUGAAUGAAACUGCGCAAACGGCAGCAGAAGCACAAUUAGUACCACGUAAGGUUUUGCUUUUUGUUUGGUGGGAUUGGAAAGGAAUCGUAUAUCACGAACUGCUUCAACCAGGCCAGACGAUUGAUUCGACUCUCUUCUGCCAACAUUUAACGCGCUUGAAACGCGAAAUUGAGAUAAACCGUCCAGAGUUGAUCAAUAGCAAAGGUGUCGUCUUUCAUCACGACAGUGCCAAACCUUUCACUUCUCUGUUGAGUCGGCAAAUGCUGAGAGAGUGUGGCUGGGAAAUUUUAAUGCAUCCACCACAUAGCCCGGAUUUAGCCCCAACCGACUACCACUUGUUUCGCUGUUUGCAAAACUCCCUUCGUGGUGCAAAGCUGACUUCAGUAAAGGAUUGCGAAAAUUAUUUAACCAAAUUUUUUGCCGCUAAACCACAAAAAUUCUACGCCGAUGGAAUUAUGGAACUUCCCGAAAAAUGGCGAAAAGUUAUAGAUAGUAACGGCCAUUAUGUACUUAAAUAAAAUUUAUUAAAGAAAAAAAAAAAAAACAAAACCUCUCAAUAUUUUUUCGCGACAUGCCAGUAGACUUUAUUUGAUACAAAGACAAAUAUUAUCGUACGUAAAGAAUGCGUUUAUUGGGCUAAGGUAGCGUUCGUUGACAAUGAGUGCUUGCGUUAAUAACUAUAGAAAGAUAUAUGAAGCUUUGCGGAGUUUUUAUAUUUAUU
Molecule: messenger RNA, 1408 nt
Organism: Glossina fuscipes
Lineage: Eukaryota; Metazoa; Arthropoda; Insecta; Diptera; Glossinidae
Product: histone-lysine N-methyltransferase SETMAR-like
Exons: 1
Coding region: 177-1205 (342 amino acids)
Molecular function (GO): nucleic acid binding
Source: RefSeq, a predicted model, not a curated record